AUGUUACAAAAAUUAUCGAAACAGAAAUCUGCACCAAAAUUAUGGACAAAAGUGCGUGAGAAAAAAGUACCAAGUUUAACUAAGGAACGUAAAGGUAAAGGAUUUCAUUGGCUCGAUAUGAUAUUAGAUAUGGAAAAAAAUGCCAUUGAAGAGGCUAUGGGCAAUCGCAUUAAAGUUUAUGAUUUAUCAAAAACACUACCAGAAAAAUUACAUAAACGUGUCGCUAGAGUAGUCCCAGUUAUACCACGUGAAAAAGAUCUCUUCGAAAGAGAUUUAAAAGAUGAAAUUGUCGAAAAAGUUGAGAAACCGAAAGCUCCAAAAUUUACUGACAUAGUUAAAAAGAAGGCAUUUCAUGAUUUACCAAAACCACCAGGUCUUGAGGACAUUAUAACAAAAAUGCGGCUAAUUCGUAUUGAGCCAACUUUUGAUGAAAAAAGAUAUGGUAGGAGAAAAAUCAAAAAUUGGCAAAGCGGUUAUCUUGGAAAAACCCAAAGAGAAAGAGUAAUUUGGAAUACAAAGUUGUAUGACUUGGAAACUAACAUAAUGGAAAAGUCCCUGUAUGAUCAAGCAGAGCAUUUAAUGGAUGAAACAGCAGAGAAUUUUUGCUUAUGGCUAAACACAUUGGGUAGAGACCGGGAAAACGAUAUUACUAAGGAAUAUCUUAGAUCUUUAUUUUCAAUUGAGGAGAAUGAAAAACUUUUAAAAUCAAUUCAACAAGAUCCAAAGAAACCAAAAACAAUUAAAGAUGCUCUUCAAGGUGCCAAAUUGUUGAAAAUUUCCGAAGUAGUUAAAAUGCAAACUUCAGCAAAAGGAUGGAAAAAAAAAUCUGCACCACCUCAAGAUAUAAAAGUAGCAUUUGGUAGAACAUUACCAGCAUAUUUAAGACAUUUUAAACAAGAAGAUAUCGAAGAUUUAGUAAUUGAACAAGCAUUUCCAUUAGAACUUCGAACAAGGCAAGUAUUAUUUGAAGGAAUCGGGAAUUUAAGAUCAACUCAAGCUCUAAUUAAAUAUUAUUUAAAAAAUCCUCAUUUAAAACGUCCACAAUAUCUGGUUGAUAAUGGAUUCUUCGAGAAAGCUGAAAAAGAAGCCUUAAUUGAAGAAAAAGAUAUGGCACUCUAUAAAUUAUUGGAUGAAAAGAAACCAGCAAUAAGAAUAAGAAAAUAA
This is a messenger RNA of Condylostylus longicornis, 1164 nucleotides long. RefSeq lists its product as uncharacterized. NCBI's taxonomy places the organism in Eukaryota, Metazoa, Arthropoda, Insecta, Diptera, Dolichopodidae. The record is from RefSeq and is a predicted model, not a curated record. The coding region runs from base 1 to 1164 and encodes 387 amino acids. The transcript has 4 exons.